Molecule: messenger RNA, 1049 nt
Organism: Aspergillus novofumigatus IBT 16806
Lineage: Eukaryota; Fungi; Ascomycota; Eurotiomycetes; Eurotiales; Aspergillaceae
Exons: 1
Biological process (GO): carbohydrate transport; transmembrane transport
Cellular component (GO): membrane
Molecular function (GO): carbohydrate:proton symporter activity
Source: RefSeq, a predicted model, not a curated record
UUACAAUUCAUCCUCCACUUUCACUCCAACGAUGACCUUAACGACAUUUGGGUUCUCGCAGAAUAUGAACAGAACAAGAGUAACAUCCAAGAUGAGAAGGAAAAUGGCGCUUCGAGUUUAUGCGAGCUCUUCAAGGACCCGGCAUCUUUUCGGCGACUAGUUCUUGUCGCGGCCAUACAGGCGUCCGUCCAGAUGACCGGAGUCUCAGCAAUCCAAUACAUUUCCCCAAGCAUCUACAAACAAGUCGAAGUUGGGACAGCGCAGGCACUACUGUACCAAGGCAUUUCCUACAUCUGGGGCAUUGCCGGUCAACUAUGGUGCACCGUCCUCUUCAUCGACCGCAUCGGACGAUGCUGGCCCCUAAUUCUUAGUAAUCUUACCUGCUCCGUCAGUUUCAUCGUCACAGCUGCCGUUAUUGCCAGGUUCAACGACAUCGGCCCAUCUGCGCAAAAGGGUCUCCUCUGGGCGUUCCUCGUCUUCGGAUGGAUCUUUCAAUUCACCUUCUCCAUGUGCUGUGGCUCGCUCUCCUGGGUAACUCCCUCAGAGAUAAUUCGAUACCAAACCCCGAGCUCAUGGGGUCGCCAUUGGCUGCCUCGUCAGCUUCGCCUUCAACACAAUGAUCGGACAGAUCACAGAUCCUGGUGAGUUUUUUUCUUUCCAGUCACAAGGCUGGCGGUAUUUCCUCCUCUUUGUCAUCACCAAUGCCGUUUCCUUCUGGGCAUUUUUGCCAAAGACCAAGGGCAUCCCUCUUGAAGAGAUGAAUCGCUUGUUCAAAGAGACAGGUUGGUUCAUUCCGACAAAGAAAAGCAACCGUUAUACCACCCAGCUCGCAGUCACGCCGAAGGAGAUCGAGGAGAAAUCUGGGACUGCUCAUGUGGAGUCCUCGCCCUAAGUAUAUCUCUUCUGGCAUGCAGUCCGGAUUCCUUCGAUAUUAUGGGGAGCGCACGCCUAAUAUCGUACGCAAGGGCGGGAAGGGCGGGUCGUUGGAGACAGAGUCCUUGGGUAACUCGGAAGGCUACAGGGAUCAGUAUGUUAAACUUUAAUUUGAA